Molecule: messenger RNA, 1147 nt
Organism: Sinocyclocheilus rhinocerous
Lineage: Eukaryota; Metazoa; Chordata; Actinopteri; Cypriniformes; Cyprinidae
Product: probable endonuclease 4
Exons: 8
Coding region: 130-876 (248 amino acids)
Biological process (GO): base-excision repair
Cellular component (GO): nucleus; mitochondrion
Molecular function (GO): DNA binding; phosphoric diester hydrolase activity; zinc ion binding
Source: RefSeq, a predicted model, not a curated record
AGUUGGCUAGUUUGUUAGCAAGAUAAAAUUGACACAUACUAAACGUAAAUCUCAGGUAGUUUUGUUAAUUUCCCCCAGAAGCCGCCGAUUAUUUGUAUACGGAUCACAAGAAAAAUCAAAAGGAAAAAUAUGGCCCCAAGAAAAAAAGGCGAGAAGAAAAGGAAUACAGAGGAGGUUACUGAAACAAAGGAGCCACAACAUUCUGGUGCAGAACCAUCAGAUGGCAGCAGCAGAGAAGAAAAAAUGGCACGGAAAAGGAAGAUGAAGCCAAAGAAAAAAUACAUAGGUGCUCACGUCUCAAUAUCAGGAGGAAUAUGGAAAGCAGUCGAAUCAAGUGUGGCCAUAGGAGGUCAUGCUUUUGCACUUUUCUUGGGCUCCCAGCGCUCCUGGACGAGACCAGCCCUUGAUACAGCAGCUGCAGUUCAAUUUCAAGAAGCCUGUGCUCAACAUGGCUUUGAUCCGAUACACAUCCUGCCACAUGGAUCUUAUUUGAUGAACUGCGGUUCCCCCAAAGAAGACGUGUUCAGUAAGAGCCAGACCAUGCUUGUGGAUGAACUGAGUCGCUGCAGUGCACUGGGCCUCAGCCAGUUUAACUUUCACCCUGGAGCUUCUAUAGACUCCACCCCUGAGAAAUGCAUGGAGAAAAUUGCCCAAGCUAUUAACCACGCACACCAGCAAACCCCUGCUGUCAUUACAGUACUUGAAAACAUGAGUGGUCAGGGCAGCACUAUAGGUGGGCAGUUCAGUGAACUGAGAAGUAUAAUAGACCGGGUACGUGACAAGACACGUGUUGGGGUGUGUCUGGACACUUGCCAUGCUUUUGCAGCAGGCUAUGACAUUUCACCACCUGGAGGAGUGAAGAAUAUACUUGAUUAAUUUGAUCGUGUGGUCGGGUUGCAUUAUUUGAGAGCCAUUCACUUAAAUGACUCCAAAGGAAAAUUAGGCUGCCAUCUGGACCGCCAUGAAGACAUUGGAUGUGGCCAAAUAGGCAUUACUGCUUUCCGAGAAAUUGUUAAUGAGCCUCGACUGGAUAAUAUCCCUCUGAUUCUAGAAACACCUGGUCGACCAGGUUUUGAGUAUGCUGAACAGAUAGAGCUCCUAUACUCCCUUUGUGAAAAAAAGAAGAAGAAUUAAACAUCUGCUUGGU